UUGCUCCGGACAGCUAAUCUGUAAAGAGACGAAGAAGAGCAGCUGCAGUGUCGCUCCUCCGCCGCUGGGGGUCAGUGCGUGGCGCUCGCUCGGCUCUAUCGGCUCGACUUCCGGUCGGGCUCUUCUUCUUUCUCUUCCGCUCUCCGGAUCAUCAUGGGCCGCGUCAGGACCAAGACGGUGAAGAAGGCCGCUCGGGUCAUCAUCGAGAAGUACUACACCCGGCUGGGCAGCGACUUCCACACCAACAAGCGCGUGUGCGAGGAGAUCGCCAUCAUCCCCAGCAAGAAGCUGCGCAACAAGAUCGCCGGGUACGUCACACACCUGAUGAAGCGCAUCCAGAGAGGUCCAGUCAGAGGAAUCUCCAUCAAGCUGCAGGAGGAGGAGCGUGAGCGCAGAGACAACUACGUGCCCGAGGUCUCCGCUCUGGACCAGGAGAUCAUCGAGGUCGACACUGACACCAAGGAAAUGCUCAAGCUUCUGGUGAGAAUCGUUCAGUCCCUCGUCAGGACUUUCGGCAGCCUGUCCAAUCUUCAGGUGACCCAGCCUCCGGUCGGCAUGAACUUCAAGACCCCCUCGCGCGGCGUCUAGACAUUUGUAAUAUAUCUCUUAAUAAAACCUGUGGAAAACCAA
Molecule: messenger RNA, 630 nt
Organism: Cyprinus carpio (common carp)
Lineage: Eukaryota; Metazoa; Chordata; Actinopteri; Cypriniformes; Cyprinidae
Product: 40S ribosomal protein S17
Exons: 5
Coding region: 154-588 (144 amino acids)
Biological process (GO): translation
Cellular component (GO): ribosome
Molecular function (GO): structural constituent of ribosome
Source: RefSeq, a predicted model, not a curated record